AUGGCUGCAUUAUUAGAAGCUGGACAAAAGAAACUUCAGCAAAUCAAUACAAUUUUAAAUGCGAAUAUUGUAUUGUUAGAAAGAGAAUUGAAACAAGAAAAAAAAGAAGCUGAACGUUUAAUCGAAACGUUAAAGGAUAAGGCAAAUAGCCUUAAAGCGAAUAUAAGGAUACAUAAGGAAUUUUUCAAUUAUGCUUCUCUUGUUUUGCGCAAUAGACCGUAUCCUGGUGUGGAAAAUUACACAAGAUACGCAGUGGCGCGCUUGGGAUUAUUGCCGUUGGCCAACAUAGAGCCACUCGAACCUGAGUUCGGUCCAGUUAUCAAUAAUGUAACGUCCUUCCAUUAUUGCAUUACCGUUCCUAAAUGUCGUAAUGUUAAUGCCAACCGCAGUGUUUUUAUAGCUAUCGUUUCAGCUCCUGAAAAUUCCGACAAACGAAAAGUAGUCCGGCAAACCUGGGCAAAGCAUUUGCAAGUUGAGAACGAAAAAGGUUUGCUGGAAAUUGCAGGUUUUGCUUUCAUUUUAGGAUUGACUGAAAAUAAUGUGACGCAAAAUAGUAUAAAAGAAGAGAGUGCGACGUUCGGUGAUAUCAUUCAGAUAGAGAUGUCUGAUUCCUACAGAAAUUUAUCUUUGAAAGUUGCUGGCCUGUUUAACUGGUUGCACAAAAACUGUGCCGCAGUCGACUUUGUCGUGAAAGUGGACGACGAUGUUUACGUCAAUGCACGUAAUCUAGCAUAUUUUGCGCAAUCCUAUCAUCGUUCCAACCGGAGUAUGUUCGGCUUAUCUGCUGGAUACUUAAUUGCUAAUAGAGUUGGCAAAUGGAAUAUCUCUUACGAGGAGUGGCCAUGGAAGCAGUAUCCUCCGUAUUAUUUAGGUCCUGCCGUAAUAAUACCAGGAAGCACAAUUCGUCCACUAUUGGCUGCCUUUCAAACUACACCCAUGAUGCCUUUUGACGAUGUCUACUACGGCGGAAUCUGUACGGAAAAAGCUGGGAUUAAAAUUCAGCAGUCCUCCAAUUCAUUCAAUGUCUUCGCGACAAGCCAACCAGAUUUUCCACACGCAUGCGACAUCCGCUUAUUUGUGGCAUGGCUCACUGCAUCCAGCAAACACAUGAAUACCUCUCACAUGGUAACUGACGACUUCUACCACAAAAGGACCCAAUGCAUUGUGUCCGACGCAAGUGGAACCAACAGUGCAAUUGAUUCCAACCAGCCAGUCCCAUUCGUCUUUGUUUAA
Messenger RNA from Daphnia carinata, 1233 nucleotides. RefSeq names its product UDP-GalNAc:beta-1,3-N-acetylgalactosaminyltransferase 1-like. The record is from RefSeq and is a predicted model, not a curated record. Lineage: Eukaryota; Metazoa; Arthropoda; Branchiopoda; Diplostraca; Daphniidae. The transcript has 3 exons. Gene Ontology annotation, molecular function: hexosyltransferase activity. Bases 1 to 1233 code for a protein of 410 amino acids. Gene Ontology annotation, cellular component: membrane.